AUGACUCGCUACGGGGGCCUGGGCCGGACGCGCCCCAAGAAACUCACCUCCAAGGCGUCCAUCCCCAUCGUCCGCGAGGAUGAGAUCGAUGCCCUCGACGAAGAGAUCCAGUCCUCCCUACAAAACAUCGAAACCGGCGUUGAAAAGGCCGAGGAGGAGGAAUUCCAUCUGCAGGUCGCCAUCAAGGCCAGCGCCCGCGGCAAGGUCAACGCGUCCCACAUCCCCACCCCCGAGACCAUCCUCAGCAACCUGCGCUAUGAUGAGCUGUACCCGCCCAUUUUCUCGCAGCCCGCGACGUACAUCCGCUUCUCCUCCACCGUCGAGGACUGCUGCGGAUGUCCGUAUAACAUGACCGAGGAGGACGAUGUGUUCCUCAAGAUCUUCAACCAGAAGCGCGACGCCGCCGACCAGUGUUCCGAGGAUGACUUCGAGGCGACCAUGAACUUCUUCGAGGAGACCGCGCAGGCUAAGCAGCCGUUCGCGGCAGUCGACAGUCCCCCGGUGCCCUCCUAUGCGGACAUGGAAAGUGCGAUGGAUGCCGCGGUAGAGGAUUGUGUCAAGCGCUUCGCCAAGGAUAUCUAUGAGCACUGGAAGUCGCGUCGGAUGGCCACGGAGAACCAUAGCCUGCAGCCAAGUCUCAAGUUUGAAACCGGCCAAGACACGGACGAUAGUGAUCCGUAUGUCUGUUUCCGUAGGCGCGAGGUGCGGCAGAUCCGCAAGACUCGUGGCAGAGAUGCGCAGAGCGCGGAGAAGCUGCGGCGUCUGCGUAAGGAGCUGGAAGACGCGCGGCAAUUGAUUGCGCUGGUGCGCCAGCGCGAGAUCGGCCGACGGGAGAUGAUCUCGAUGGAGCGUCAGGUCUUCGCCCAGCGCACCGAGGUCAAAGAGAUGAAGCGGAAGCUCAAUAUCAAGGAUGACGAUGAGGAUCUCAUCAACCAGAAGCCGAAGAAGAAGCAGGCCGAAAUGCCCCAGCGACCCAGUGCGCCACAACUGCGUCUGCCUCUCAAGGGCGGUGUCACCGGCGCCGAGGACUUGCAGUUGCUGGAGGAAGUCCAGGCCGAGAAGGAGAACGACAUCCUGCGCGAUAUCAAGCAGAACAUCAGCAAGCACAUCAAGUGGAACGAGGGUUAUGUGGAUCACACCCGCGCACCACUGUCUCCAUCUCCCGAGCGGACAUUCGACACAGCCGCCUUCCGGCCUGCGUUCACCGCGCAACUGCCCACACCGCCAUCCUCCGAGGCAUCCGAUCAUAACAUGAUGGACACCUCGUUAGACGUGACGAGUCCCCUCUUCGCGCGAGACAAGUUCGCCUCGCGCGCAAUGGAGCUGCACGAAGAACCGCACAAACUCCCCUCCUUCCGACGCCGCAUCGGGCGAGGCGGCCGGCUGCUGGUGGACCGGCGCAACGUGGUGGCCGGGCGCUGUUCCGUCGAUCUGGAUCCCCUCAAAGCAGACCGCUUCAAGUACGACCAGGAGGACUCGGACGACGAACCCGUCUAUGACACCGAUGGGUAUAGCCUCCAGAUCAUGCAGCACCGCGCCAUCACCAUGGCCAAGGCCCGCGAACAGGCCGCCGUGGCUGCCCAGGCUCAUGCGCAGGCGCACGCCCAGGCACAAUCUCAGCGACGAUUGCAGACGGACCAGCAGCCGGGUCAUAACCCCCCGGUCAAUUCGGGGCAGGCUGCGCCGUCGGAAACGUGA
Messenger RNA from Penicillium lagena, 1698 nucleotides. RefSeq lists its product as uncharacterized. Gene Ontology annotation, biological process: regulation of transcription by RNA polymerase II. Lineage: Eukaryota; Fungi; Ascomycota; Eurotiomycetes; Eurotiales; Aspergillaceae. Bases 1 to 1698 code for a protein of 565 amino acids. Gene Ontology annotation, cellular component: piccolo histone acetyltransferase complex. The transcript is spliced from 4 exons. The record is from RefSeq and is a predicted model, not a curated record.